Messenger RNA from Myotis brandtii (Brandt's bat), 3487 nucleotides. RefSeq names its product short chain dehydrogenase/reductase family 42E, member 1 (gene SDR42E1). The record is from RefSeq and is a predicted model, not a curated record. NCBI's taxonomy places the organism in Eukaryota, Metazoa, Chordata, Mammalia, Chiroptera, Vespertilionidae. Gene Ontology annotation, molecular function: 3-beta-hydroxy-Delta5-steroid dehydrogenase (NAD+) activity. Bases 383 to 1561 code for a protein of 392 amino acids. The transcript has 4 exons. Gene Ontology annotation, biological process: steroid biosynthetic process.
UUAUGACAAAUGAUAGUGGUUUCCCAUAUAAGUGGCAGUAUAAAGUUUCCAUUUAACGUGGAUGGAGUUCUUGUAAAAAGGUAGUAGAUUUAAAUAAGACAUAAUAGGUAAGUCAUAGUGCCAGAGGUACCAGGAGUGACCGAAGUUGUGAAAGUGCCAAGUGGACAACACUGCCUUAGCCCACCUCAGGUGGGAGCCCCACAGACCUGGCUUCAAGUCUGGGGAAGCUCAGCCACCUUUGACAUCAUUUAUACAUGUAUGGGCAAAUUUCUUAACCUUCAAGCCUUUAUCCUCAUCUGAUAAGCUGAAGAUCAUACUAAUUACUACUUCAGAAGACUGUUCCUGAGGCUUCAAUGGUCCAGUUUUCUUUUGACUGCCACAUAUGGACUCCCAAAAGUCUCCGAAGGAAACUGUCCUCAUUACAGGAGGAGGUGGCUAUUUUGGUUUCCGCCUGGGCUGUGCUCUGAACCAGAAGGGAGUCCAUGUGAUUCUGUUAGAUAUCAGCAGCCCUGCUCAUACCAUUCCAGAAGGAAUCACGUUUAUACGCGGAGACAUCCGCCACCUCUCUGAUAUAGAGAAAGCCUUCCAGGAUGUGGACAUAACUUGUGUGUUCCAUAUUGCCUCUUAUGGUAUGUCAGGGCGGGAGCAGCUAAAUCGAAAGCUGAUCGAAGAAGUCAAUGUGGGGGGCACAGACAACAUCCUCCAGGCUUGCUGGAGGAGAGGGGUGCCAAGAUUAGUUUACACUAGCACUUUCAAUGUUGUGUUUGGAGGUCAAGUUAUCAAAAAUGGAGAUGAAUCUCUCCCUUACGUACCUCUUCACCUCCAUCCUGAUCACUACUCUCGGACCAAAUCUAUUGCAGAGAAGAAGGUGCUAGAAGCCAAUGGUACAUCCCUGGAUAAAAGCAAUGGUGUCUUAAGAACUUGUGCUCUGAGGCCAGCUGGCAUAUAUGGGCCUGGAGAACAAAGGCACCUUCCUAGAAUAGUGAGCUAUAUUGAGAGGGGUCUGUUCAAGUUUGUGUACGGGGAUCCCAAGAGCCUGGUUGAAUUUGUCCACGUGGAUAACUUGGUGCAGGCUCACAUUCUGGCCUCAGAGGCCCUGAAAGCUAACAAGGGCUACAUUGCCUCUGGGAAGCCCUACUUCAUCUCAGAUGGCAUACCCGUAAACAACUUUGAGUUCUUCCGGCCUUUGGUUGAGGGCCUGGGCUACUCAUUCCCAUCCAUUCGCCUACCCUUGAACCUCAUCUACUGUUUUGCUUUCCUAUCAGAGAUGGCCUACUUUGUUUUGGGGCAACUCUACAACUUCCAGCCCUUCCUCACCCGCACAGAAGUUAAUAAAACUGGCAUCACACAUUACUUUAGCCUAGAGAAGGCCAAGAAGGAGCUAGGUUAUGAGCCUCAGCCAUUUGACCUCCAGGAAAUAGUAGAAUGGUUUAAAGCCCGUGGUCAUGGCAGAAGUCCUGGGAGUCAUGACUCUGAGUGUCUUAUUUGGGUUGGGCUGUUGGUCUUACUCUUGGUUGUAGCAGUUUCUACAUGGCUGUCCUUUGUGGGUUUUUCACUGUGAAGGGUGAGUUAAGAAUAAGGAGCUGACCACACUUGCUGAGAUGGUUUCACAAAGAAAGAGGACUUCUUAAUCGGUAUAGAUAUCUGGUGCCAAAUUUUGGCUCUUCAAAUUGCUACUUAAGGAUAGAUUAUUGGAUUAAGUUUUAAUUUCUUAUCUCCUUGUACUAAUCCUGAUGGGAGAAAAAAGAGGCAGAUAAAUUUGAAAAUUGUUUUUGUGUGUGUGUGUGUCCUCCCUCUUUAGAUAGAUGCAGUAGUAGUCAUUUUGGAGCCAUGGAGCUAAACUUAGUUAGAUUAGAAAUGCCUUACCUGAAUUUGUCAGAAGCCAAAAAUGUACUUAUUUUCAUUCCAUACACUAUGAUUCUACUUAAAAGGGACUAAAACACACGCUGAUACAGGAAUGACAAACUGCUAACAGGCUUAAGAUGUAUGAAAAACACCAAAUUGGGCCAGAUCCCUACAGACCAACGCUCUGGGGAGAUGGUGGGUGUUGUAGGGGAGGCAUUAGCUAUUCAUAGCAUAUGUUUUGGGAAUUAGUCUUUGCCUGUUGUGAUAUAAGCAUAUUACAGCUGUGUGACCAUGUGCUAAUGUUUGAUGUUUAAACUAAUAGACUUUUAUCUCACCUCAUAAGAUUCUUUUGAGGAUUAAAUUAGACGCAGGAUGUAAAGUUCCACUCAACAAAGUUAAGCCAUUAUUUUUAAUAUUGUUACUAUACAUUCCUUAUGAGGGUUUUCUUACUCAGGUAUUCUGUUGCAAAGGUGUUGUUGCUACUAAUCUUUCUGGAAUGCCCUCAGAGUCUGUAACAAAUGUGUUUGAAUAUACUCACUGUUUGUGAUCUUUUAGUCUCUGAGAACAGGUUGAAGUUUAGGAAACAGCUAAAAAUCCGAUGAUUAAGGAAGAUGAGCAAGCUAAUGACGCCAUUUAUAAUUAAAAACAAAGCACAACUGUAAACUAAUAGAUUGGUUUUCUUACUGGGGAGAAUUCUGAUUCUCUGAAGGCAAUUUCCAAUGAGGAAUGUUUUGAACAAUGGCGGCAUUGUCUGUCCACCCAUGAGGACUGCCUUGGAAGAUACUCAAGUUGCACCAUCACAUAGGAACCACAGUGGAAAGAAGACAGAGCAUCUUACCCAUUCCAUUGUUCCAGCUACAGAAAGGACAGUAUUAAAAUAUUAUAAAACAUUAUAGAUUGCUGUGGAAAAUAAUGUUAGAGUUGUCCUGAGAGUAUUUGUAGAAGGAGAAUGCUAGAUAAACAGUUCCUGGUGAAUGCUGCCUGGAUGUUUUGGAUAAAGUGUUCAACCUCAUACCAGAAGGCCUGCAAUUAUAAAUAUUUUAUGUGGUCUUAACCAAGUAACCGAAGCCUCUUAUGCCUUAGUUCCCUCACUUGGGAAAUGGGAAUGAUGUAUGAUCAUUUAUAAUCAAGUUUAUAACCAUCUUUCUAUAAACCCACCUGCCCAUCACAUAGGGUUUGUUGUGAACAUAAAAUAAGAUGUGGUGAAAAUACUUUUACUGUAUAAAUUGUAACAUAAGUGUGGUAGUAAUGGUUGUUUUUGGUGAAAUAUUUUUGGAAUCUUAUAAGAUGCUUUUGCUUUUUAGUCCCGGGGUAACUUGCAUGAGCACCUACAGAAUAUCUAACACUCUAGGUGCUAUGAAGCAGGUUUCUCUGCCCUUCACAGUCUUACAGUCUGGUAAUGACAUGGCGUGUCCAUAUGAGAAGGUCACUGAUAGACCAGAUAAGUACAGUAAAACAUUUGUUCAUUGCCAUUGAGAGGUAUCACAGACUUUCAAAGCAUGUUUUUAAUGAAGUCUUUCAAAAGAUUGAUAGAUACUUCUCAGUUUUCUCAAGCCAAGUAUAUUGAGCUUAGUGGGGCUUCACUUGUUUUUAAAAUGUUUUUGUUUUUGUUCCCACACUCAAUAAAUCUAAAUGAAAUUCA